Molecule: messenger RNA, 1671 nt
Organism: Candida dubliniensis CD36
Lineage: Eukaryota; Fungi; Ascomycota; Pichiomycetes; Serinales; Debaryomycetaceae
Gene: PHR2
Product: 1,3-beta-glucanosyltransferase
Exons: 1
Coding region: 1-1671 (556 amino acids)
Biological process (GO): fungal-type cell wall (1->3)-beta-D-glucan biosynthetic process
Cellular component (GO): cytoplasm; fungal-type cell wall
Molecular function (GO): 1,3-beta-glucanosyltransferase activity
Source: RefSeq, a predicted model, not a curated record
AUGUUGUUGAAAUCUUUAUUCCCAUCUAUCUUGGCUGCUGCUUCAUUCGUUUCAUCCGUGGCUGCCGAAGAUUUGCCUGCUAUUGAAAUUGUUGGUAACAAAUUCUUCUACUCCAACAACGGAUCCCAAUUUUUCAUCAAAGGUAUUGCUUACCAACAAAAUAACUUGGACUCCAAUGAUUCAUUUGUUGAUCCAUUAGCUAAUCCAGAACACUGUAAAAGAGAUAUUCCUUACUUGGAAGCUGUUGACACCAACGUCAUCAGAGUUUAUGCUUUAGACACCAGUCAAGACCAUACCGAAUGUAUGCAAAUGUUGCAAGAUGCUGGUAUUUACGUCAUUGCAGAUUUGUCUCAACCAGACGAAUCCAUCAACAGAAACGAUCCAUCCUGGGAUUUGGAUCUUUUCGAAAGAUACACUUCAGUUGUCGACUUGUUCCACAACUACACUAACAUUUUGGGUUUCUUUGCCGGUAACGAAGUCACCAACAAGAAAUCAAACACUGACGCUUCUGCUUUCGUCAAGGCUGCUAUCAGAGACACCAAGGCUUAUAUCAAAAGCAAAGGUUACAGAAAGAUCCCAGUUGGUUACUCUGCCAAUGAUGAUUCCGCCAUUAGAGUUUCAUUAGCCGAAUACUUUGCCUGUGGUGAUGACGAUAAAGCUGCCGAUUUCUUUGGUAUGAACAUGUACGAAUGGUGUGGAGACUCUUCCUACAAAGCUUCUGGUUAUGAAUCUGCUACCACCGACUACAAAAACUUGGGUAUCCCAAUCUUCUUUUCCGAAUACGGUUGUAACGAAGUUAGACCAAGAAAAUUUACAGAAGUCGGUACUAUUUUCGGUGACCAAAUGACUCCAGUCUGGUCUGGUGGUAUUGUUUACAUGUACUUUGAAGAAGAAAACAAAUACGGUUUGGUCAGUGUCAAAGACAAUUCUGUUUCUACUUUGCAAGAUUACGCCAACUAUAAAUCAGAAAUUAAAAGCAUUAGCCCAAGCUCCGCUAAGGCUUCUGCCGAAUCUGCCUCCUCCAUUUCUAGAACUUCUUGUCCAACCAACACUAAUAAUUGGGAAGCAUCUACUGACUUGCCACCAACCCCAGAUAAAGAUGUGUGUGAAUGUAUGAGUGCCUCAUUGAAAUGUGUUGUUGACGACAAGGUUGAUUCAGACGAUUACGCUGAUUUGUUUGACUACAUCUGUGCCAAGAUUGACUGUAGCGGUAUUAAUGCCAACGCUACCAAAGGUAAUUACGGUGCUUACUCCCCAUGUCAUAGCAAGGAUAAAUUGAGUUUUGUCAUGAACUUGUACUACGAAGAAAACAAGGAAAGUAAAUCUGCUUGUGACUUUGGUGGUUCUGCUUCGUUGCAAAGUGCUAAAACUGCUGGCAGCUGUUCUGCUUACUUGUCCUCUGCUGGUUCUUCAGGAUUGGGAACUGUAUCUGGUACCGUCAGAACUGACACUUCUCAAUCUACUUCUGGUUCUGGUUCUGGUUCUGGUUCUGGUUCCGGUUCUGGUUCUGGCUCUGGCUCUGGAUCUUCUUCAUCAUCUUCUUCUUCCAGUUCAUCAUCUGGUUCAAGUGGUAAGAAAUCUGCUGCCAGCAUUGUUUCUGUCAACUUGUUGACCAAGAUUGCCACUAUCGGUAUUUCUAUCGUUGUUGGUUUCGGUUUAAUUACCAUGUAA